This is a messenger RNA of Cynoglossus semilaevis (tongue sole), 1366 nucleotides long. It is a transcript of the gene slc25a44b, whose product is annotated as solute carrier family 25 member 44b. Gene Ontology annotation, biological process: branched-chain amino acid catabolic process; branched-chain amino acid transport. Gene Ontology annotation, molecular function: branched-chain amino acid transmembrane transporter activity. The record is from RefSeq and is a predicted model, not a curated record. The coding region runs from base 275 to 1216 and encodes 313 amino acids. NCBI's taxonomy places the organism in Eukaryota, Metazoa, Chordata, Actinopteri, Pleuronectiformes, Cynoglossidae. Gene Ontology annotation, cellular component: mitochondrion. The transcript has 4 exons.
UUGGCCAUGAAUGCAUCACGCAGGUGAUUGGCUGCUUGGGAACCUGGCGUUUGAAAGGGAACAGGAAGACAUUCUGACAGUUCAUUAGCUAAGACUUAGCUCUUUUAAAACACUGUUAGAACGAGUUUAGGACAGCGUUAAAAACAAAAAAAUGAAUAUAUAAUGACGCCAUAGUGUUCGAACCUCGAUUCACAAUAACGACAUGAUUCUGUAAUUAACACCUGUCAGAGGAGACAGUAUUCAGUCAGAUGAGGAGUCACCAACAGCAGGCAGGAUGCAGCAGAAAAGGAACAUCCAGAUCAUCGAGUGGGAGGACCUCGAUAAGAGGAAGUUCUACUCUUUCGGUGUGUUCAUGACGAUGACCAUCCGUGCCACUGUCUACCCAGCGACACUCAUCCGCACUCGGUUGCAGGUGCAAAGGGGUAGAUCCCUCUACAGUGGCACACUUGAUGCCUUUUGUAAGAUCCUGCGUGCCGAGGGCCUGCAGGGUUUGUACCGUGGCUUUAUGGUCAACUCCUUCACACUGAUCUCAGGCCAGGCAUACAUCACCACCUACGAGCUAGUGAGGAAGUAUGUCUCACAUUAUACAGAGAACAAUACGGCCAAGUCGCUAGUGGCCGGAGGAUCGGCUUCCUUGGUGGCACAGAGCAUCACAGUUCCUAUAGAUGUCGUGUCUCAACAGCUGAUGAUGCAGGGACAGGGGAAGGACCUCAGUCGCUUUAGACUGAACACCGACCUGGGAAAGACUGAAAGAAUGUUUGGGCAAACUAGAAACAUUAUGGCUCAGAUCUUUGCUGCUGAUGGUUUCAGGGGCUUCUACAGAGGAUACUUUGCUUCUUUACUCACCUACAUCCCAAACAGUGCCGUCUGGUGGCCAUUCUAUCAUUUCUAUGCUGAGCAACUGUCUAACCUAGCUCCCAGCAACUGCCCUCAUCUGAUUCUACAAGCUAUGGCUGGACCUCUAGCUGCUGCAACCGCCUCAACUGUAACCAACCCUAUGGAUGUGGUCAGAGCCAGGAUUCAGGUUGAAGGCAGGACAUCAGUCAUAGAGACUUUCAGACAGCUGAUUAAAGAGGAGGGCUUCUGGGGAAUGACCAAAGGAUUGUCAGCUCGUAUCAUUUCCUCCACACCCACCGCCAUCGUCAUGGUUGUUGGAUACGAGACGCUAAAAAAAAUGAGUUUGCGACCAGAGCUGGUGGACUCCAGACAUUGGUAAAACACAAAGGAUGGAGCACGUCGAAUCACAGCCCAGAAGACAUCAAGAACUUUGUUUUUUGUUUGGCCCAUUCAUGUUCAUUUUUAUGCAGAUUUUAGUUACAGAUUUAACACUGCAGAGACAGAGUUGUUCCUUUAACUGUGAAUUUAA